AUGGAUCCCCAACGGAAGAAGAAACGGACCGGCUUCACCAUCGGGCUGCUUUUCCUCUCCGGAGGGAUCGAGUACGCGGUGAUCCUGCCCACCAUUUGGGCCUACCUGCAAAAGCUGAAUGCCGAACCCUACUACUUGGGCCUGGCUCUCUCCGCCUUUAGCUUCGCUGGCUUAAUCACGGGCCCCUUCUUUGGAUAUUGGUCCGAUCGGACCCAUCGAACCAAAGGGAGCAUCAUGUUUGCCAACUUAUUUCAGAUAGCAGGAAACUUCAUGUAUUUUGUUGGUGGCUCCAAAUGGAUGCUCCUUGGCAGCCGACUAGUAGCAGGUGUGGGAACUGGAGCAGGUGCUUCCAUCUUUGGCUACCUCACCCGUUCCACCACUUCGCAGGAGAGGUCCAAGGUCUUUGCGGCCGUCAUGGCCUGCCGCCAGGUUGGGCUUCUUAUUGGGCCAGCCUGUAACCUCUUCCUGCGCCUGUGCAAUUUCCAUCUGGGACCCUUUGUGGUCAAUAAGUUUACAUCCCCUGGGCUCUUCAUGUGUCUGGUGUGGAUUCUGCUUCAAGUGAUUGUGAUGGUGAUGUACUAUGACAUCCAGCCACCGGCUCACACGGCAAGGACCAUAUCGACGAUGCAGCGGGAGGCCUUGGAAGAGGAGCAGAAGCCACUGAUACGACAUGAGGUUGGCCGAGAAGAGGCCACGGGAGGGACCUGCUAUGGCAGCACCCCUGUGGGACCUCCGCAACCUUCCCUUGGCGACGAAUGUCGGUAUGUGCCCAAUGGACACUUGGCAGAUGAAGAAUCAGCUGAAGAAGACAAGAAUCCCUUCCAUCAAUUUAGCUCUAUGAAAGAAUACUUGCGGGAGGAAGUGGUGGUUCUCCUCACCGCCCAGUUCAUUACCCUCUUCAACCAAACGGCGUUGGAGACUAUGGUGACUCCAAUUACACAGAAGUAUUUGAACUUUGGAGAACUGGAGAACAGCAUCAUGUAUUUCCUGUGUGGUGUGGAGGUCAUUGCUGGCUUCUUCCUGGUGCACUUUCUCAGCAUCCGGCUAUCAGAUCGGAUCAUCUUGCUCAUGGGUCUGGUCAUCUGCAACGUAGCCUGUGUCUGGUGCCUGCUGUUCCUGGCACACCCCCGAGGUACCUUUGCUGUCCUCCUCACGGAGCUGGUAGUGGGGGUCUUCUUGCAGGUCCUGGGCCUGCCCUUCGUCGCUGUCUCCCAGGUGUCCCUCUUCUCCAAAGUCACAGCAGAGAGAACACAAGGGUUCAGCCACGGACUCCGUCGCUCUGUUGGGGGAAUUGCCACCAUCCUUGGGCCUCUGUGGGCCGGGGGAUUGACGGAUAAUCUGUACAUCAUGCUCGGAGUGAUGAUGGGGCUGCUCAGCCUAUUGACGAUCAUGGUGGGGCUGUCCUACAGAUACCUGGUCGAGAUCCCAAGUGAACACCUAUUGCCACGAUCAACCCAGGAAGAGUCCAACUCAUGAGGACCUGCU
Protobothrops mucrosquamatus (brown spotted pit viper) is the source of this 1485-nucleotide messenger RNA. RefSeq names its product major facilitator superfamily domain-containing protein 8. The transcript has 12 exons. The record is from RefSeq and is a predicted model, not a curated record. The coding region runs from base 1 to 1476 and encodes 491 amino acids. Gene Ontology annotation, biological process: transmembrane transport. NCBI's taxonomy places the organism in Eukaryota, Metazoa, Chordata, Lepidosauria, Squamata, Viperidae. Gene Ontology annotation, molecular function: transmembrane transporter activity.